Molecule: messenger RNA, 4158 nt
Organism: Vanderwaltozyma polyspora DSM 70294
Lineage: Eukaryota; Fungi; Ascomycota; Saccharomycetes; Saccharomycetales; Saccharomycetaceae
Gene: STH1
Product: RSC chromatin remodeling complex ATPase subunit STH1
Exons: 1
Coding region: 1-4158 (1385 amino acids)
Biological process (GO): positive regulation of transcription by RNA polymerase II
Cellular component (GO): nucleus
Molecular function (GO): DNA binding; ATP binding; ATP-dependent chromatin remodeler activity
Source: RefSeq, a predicted model, not a curated record
AUGAGCGUAACUACUGCAACCCCAAGCACCAAUGUUGUCCAACAACAACAGCAACAGCAACAGCAACAGCAACAGCAACAACCGACUCCACCACAACCACAGCUGCAAACUGGAAUAGUGGCGGAACAACCACUUUUAAACGGAAAAAUUACUGUAAAAGUAGAAGAUAUUAAAAUACCAUUGCCUAACACCACAGGACAGUUACAACAACUUAUAUAUAGAUACAAAGCUAUAUUAGAUUAUCCUGAUGACAACAAAUACGAAAUUAACGCCAUCGAAAACGUAUUGCGUAAAAUCUCGUAUGAUCAAGAUCAAUAUUUGAAAAAUCUGGAUGAUUUGAGAAACUUUAAAAAUGAUCAAUCAAUGGAAUAUAAUGAUGAAAUCUUACAAAAACAAUUAUUAGCAUUGAAACUUAUCGAAAAAGAUUUAGACUUCCCUGAAGAACUAUUAGAAUCUUUCUUCCCCAAUGAAGAAAGUUUUAAUGGCAGUACUACCACUACUACCAACAAUAAUGAUGAUGUUAAUGAAGAAAACGUUAAUGAAAUAAAUGAAACAAAGAAUUCAAAGUUAUUCAAACCAAUAAAAAUUUCAUUGGAUUUUGAAUCAAAAUCCAAAGCUUUGGGUCUGUCUUCAAAAAUUUCAAACAUGCCAGAAAAUAAAUUAGGACAUUAUAAAAUUGAAUCAAAUAUAUCCACCCGCAUAGCUAAAAGAAUAGGCGAACUAGAAAGAUUGCCUGCAAACUUAGGUACAUAUGAUUUAGAAGAUGCAUUAGAAUUUGUAACCAAAAGUGAUAUUCCUUCAAGUAUUGAUAAAUUGAAAAUUAGUGCAUUAAUUGAAUUGAAGUGCUUGAAGUUAUUAACAAAACAAAAGUCAUUGAGACAAAAAUUAAUACACAAUGUAACAAAUCAAGCCCAUCAUAAUAUUCCCCAAUUCCGUGACUCCCCAUUUACAAUGGCAGCUCAAAGAGCAGUCCAAGUCAGAAGUAAAGUCAAUGUACCACAAACAGUCAGACUUGCAGAAGAACUUGAAAGACAACAGUUAUUGGAAAAAAGAAAGCUUGAACGUAAUUUGCAUAUGAAGAAAUUAAAUGAUAUAAUAGAAACAGUUCAAGAAAACUUGGAAAAUAAAUGGACAAAACGUGAUCGUGGUGCUCAAUUUGGUAGAAUCUUCCAAUCAUUACAUACUCAAAUAGAAAAAGAUGAACAAAAGAGAAUUGAAAAGACUGCCAAACAGCGUUUAGCAGCUUUGAAAUCUAACGAUGAAGAAGCCUAUUUGAAAUUAUUGGAUCAAACAAAAGAUACAAGAAUUACACAAUUGUUGAAGCAAACUAACACAUUCUUGGAUUCUUUAUCUCAAGCGGUUAGAGUGCAACAAAAUGAAGCUAAAGCCCUUCAUGGUGAAGAAAUUACUCCUAUUACGGACGAAGAGAGAGAAAAUGUUGAUUAUUAUGAAGUUGCUCAUAGAGUUAAGGAAAAGAUAGAAAAGCAAUCUUCAAUUCUUGUUGGUGGUACCUUAAAGGAAUAUCAAAUCAAAGGUUUAGAAUGGAUGGUGUCUUUAUAUAAUAACCAUUUAAAUGGUAUCUUAGCAGAUGAAAUGGGUUUGGGUAAAACAAUUCAAUCCAUUUCUUUAAUCACUUAUUUGUAUGAAGUUAAGAAAGAAACAGGUCCAUUUUUAGUCAUAGUUCCAUUAUCAACCAUCACCAACUGGACUUUAGAAUUUGAAAAAUGGGCACCAAGUUUAACAACAAUUAUAUAUAAAGGUACACCAAACCAGAGAAAAGUUCUUCAAAACCAAAUUAGAUCAGGUAAGUUUGAUGUGCUAUUAACGACCUAUGAAUAUAUCAUUAAAGACCGUUCAUUAUUGUCCAAAUAUGAUUGGGCCCACAUGAUUAUCGAUGAAGGUCAUAGAAUGAAGAAUGCUCAAUCUAAAUUAUCAUAUACAAUCCAACAUUACUACCGUACUAGGAACAGAUUGAUUUUGACUGGUACCCCAUUGCAAAAUAAUUUACCAGAGUUAUGGGCACUAUUAAAUUUCGUUCUACCAAAAAUUUUCAACUCAGCUAAAACAUUUGACGAAUGGUUCAAUACUCCAUUUGCUAAUACCGGUGGUCAAGAGAAAUUAGAAUUGACAGAAGAAGAGGCGUUAUUGAUUAUCAGAAGAUUGCAUAAAGUUUUAAGACCUUUCUUACUACGUCGUUUAAAGAAAGAAGUCGAAAAGGACUUACCUGAUAAGAUCGAAAAGGUUGUUAAAUGUAAGUUAUCAGGUUUACAACAUCAACUGUACCAACAAAUGUUGAACCACAAUGCUCUUUUUGUUGGUGCUGGUACUGAAGGUGCUACAAAGGGUGGUAUUAAAGGUUUGAAUAACAAGAUUAUGCAACUAAGGAAGAUCUGUAAUCAUCCUUUCGUUUUUGAUGAAGUUGAAGGUGUUGUCAAUCCUACUAGAGGAAACUCUACUUUAUUGUACCGUGUGUCAGGUAAGUUUGAGUUACUAGAUCGUGUUCUUCCAAAAUUUAAAGCUUCUGGUCACAGAGUCUUGAUUUUUUUCCAAAUGACUCAAGUAAUGGAUAUUAUGGAAGAUUUCUUAAGAAUGAGAGACUUAAAGUAUAUGAGAUUAGAUGGUGCAACCAAAGCUGAGGACAGAACGGAUAUGUUGAAGGUAUUUAAUGCCCCUAAUUCCGAUUAUUUCUGUUUCUUAUUAUCUACCAGAGCUGGUGGUUUGGGUUUGAAUUUACAAACCGCUGAUACUGUUAUUAUUUUUGAUACAGAUUGGAAUCCACAUCAAGAUUUACAAGCACAAGAUAGAGCUCACAGAAUUGGUCAAAAGAAUGAGGUCAGAAUUUUAAGAUUGAUUACAACUGAUUCCGUGGAAGAAGUUAUUCUUGAAAGGGCUAUGCAAAAGUUGGAUAUUGAUGGUAAGGUUAUCCAAGCAGGUAAGUUUGAUAACAAAUCUACCGCAGAAGAACAAGAAGCAUUCUUAAGAAGAUUACUUGAAAAUGAAACUCCAAAAGAUGAAGAAGACGAUGCUGAAAUGGAUGAUGAGGAAUUGAAUGAGAUUUUAGCUCGUUCCGAAGAGGAAAAAGUGUUAUUUGAUAAAAUUGAUCAAGAUAGAAUGGCAGCAGAAAAGGCUGAAGCUAAGGCCCAAGGUCUGAAACAAGCAUUGCCAAGAUUAAUUCAAUCUGAUGAACUUCCAGAAGUAUUUACUGAAGAUAUUACUAAGCAUUUACAAGUCGAACCUGUUGCAGUUGGCAGAGUUAGAGAAAAGAAGAGAGUUUACUAUGAUGAUGGGUUAACUGAAGAACAAUUCUUACAAGCUGUUGAAGAUGAGAGCGUUACAUUAGAAGAAGCCAUUCAUAAGAGACGUGCUGCAAGAGAAAAAAGAAAGCGUAAAACUGAAGACAGCGAUGAAGUUGGUACAAUUGAGAACACUCCAGAACCAUUAUUGCAAGAUGAAAUUGUAGAUGAAGUAGUUAAAGUUGAACCUGCUCCGCCUAAAAGAUUACCUGGUAGACCAAGAAAGAGAAGAUUACCAUCAGAGCCCCCAGAGGAUGAAGUUGCUGCUGGUACUGAACCAGAAGCUAAAAAGCCUAAAUUAAAGAUUAAGCUAAAAUUGAGAAAAGAAAAUAAUGUUAGUGAAGAAGCUGUAAUCGAUGAACCUGUAGCUAAUGAAGUUGCAACUAAUGAGGUUGUUGCCAAUGAUGUUACUGAAAAGGUGAACAACGUGAAGAAGGGUAAGAAGGAGAACUCUACAACUAAGGUUGAAUCUGGAGGAGCUGAAAUUAAUCAUACACCUAAAGGUAAGAAAGGAAGGAAGAGUUCCUCAUGCGAAUUUACACCUAAAAUCGACGAAUUGGUGAAGUCCAUGCGCCAAGUUCUCGACGAAGGAGACGAGCAUCAAUUAACGGCAAUAUUUGAAAAGCUACCCUCCAAGAGAUUAUAUCCUGAUUACUACACAGUUAUUAAGAAACCUGUUGCUAUUGAUACCGUUUUAAAAAGCUGUAAAAGUGGUCAAUAUAAGAGUAUUCAAGAAGUUCACGAAGAUCUACAUAUAAUGUUUGAAAAUGCCAAGUUUUACAACGAGCCUGGAUCCUGGGUUUACAAUGACGCAGUUAAAUUGGACGAAUACGUCGAUAAAUGGUUCAAAGACAACUCAAAUUAG